Messenger RNA from Recurvomyces mirabilis, 2136 nucleotides. RefSeq lists its product as uncharacterized. Gene Ontology annotation, biological process: translational initiation. The coding region runs from base 1 to 2136 and encodes 711 amino acids. Gene Ontology annotation, molecular function: ribosome binding; tRNA binding; mRNA binding. Gene Ontology annotation, cellular component: cytosolic small ribosomal subunit. The transcript is spliced from 2 exons. The record is from RefSeq and is a predicted model, not a curated record. Lineage: Eukaryota; Fungi; Ascomycota; Dothideomycetes; Mycosphaerellales; Teratosphaeriaceae.
AUGGCACAGCCUACACAGCUCGCAUUCCGCACGAGCAAGCAGGUUGGCAUUUUCGACGCCGCCCCUGUUUACGAGAAGCUGCCAGGCUUUCAGGUCCCCGAGGGUAAUCUCCGAUGCUGUGUCUACUCUCCGGAUGGUCGCUUCUUUGCCUGGGCCUCGCCCGAAAAGGUCUUUGUCGUGGACGCCUCAGUCGGCCACGUGGUGACCGAGCUGCCUGCUGAUAAUGUCUACGAGCUCGGCUUCUCGCACGCCGGCACGUACAUCAUCACGUGGCAGCGACCUUCCAAGGACGAAGACGGCAAUGCAACCAAGAACCUGAAGGUCUGGCGCACAAUCGACGAUCAGGCCGGCGAAGGGGGUGCAAGAGACGUGGUCGGCAAAUUCGUGCAGAAGAGUCAGACGGGCUGGAAUCUGCAGUAUACCUCGGAUGAGCAGUACUGCGCACGAUGCGUCAACAAUGAGGUACAAUUCUACGAGAGCAAAGACUUGGGCACGGUAUGGAAUAAGUUGCGGGUGGAAGGUGUUGCGGACUUUGCGUUUGCCCCGGGCAAGACACAUUCGGUUGCCGUCUUCACGCCGGAGCGCAAUGGUCAACCUGCCUCUGUCAAGGUCUUCCUCGUACCACAAUUCAAUGCACCUGUGUCGCAGAAGACAUUCUUCAAGGGCGACAAGGUGCAGCUCAAGUGGAACCAGCAAGGCAGUAGUGUGAUCGUCUUGGCGCAGACAGAGGUCGACAAGAGCAAUAAGAGCUACUAUGGCGAGACGAAUCUGUACAUUCUGAGUGCAAAUGGUGGAUUUGACUCACGGAUACAUCUCGACAAAGAGGGUCCCAUUCAUGAUGUCUCCUGGUCGCCCAACUCGAAAGAGUUUGGCGUUACGUACGGAUUCAUGCCUGCGAAGAGCACCAUCUUUAACCAGCGCGCUGUGGCCACGCAUAGCUUCAACCUUGGUCCACGAAAUACGAUCAUUUUCUCUCCUCACGGACGCUUUGUUAUUGUGGCCGGCUUCGGAAACUUGGCUGGUCAAAUGGAUAUCUAUGACCUGGAGAAGAAUUACGAAAAGGUCUGCACUGUCGAGGCGAGCAACACAAGUGUCUGCGAGUGGAGUCCGGACGGUCAGCAUAUCCUUACUGCUACUACUAGCCCGCGUUUACGCGUCGACAAUGGCAUUCGCAUCUACCACGUCGCUGGUGGAUUGAUGUACAACCAAGAGAUUACCGAGCUCUACCACGUGGUUUGGCGACCACAGCCAAUAUCGCAGCACCCGCUUGGCAACCCGGCCCAGUCUGUACCAACGCCACACGCAUCUGCUUUGGAAUUUCUUGGCAAGGUCAAGACACCAUCGAAGCCUGCUGGAGCUUAUCGUCCACCUGGCGCUCGCGGCACAGCCACUCCACUGGCUUUCAAGCGCGAAGAUGAAGGCGGUGCAGCAUUCGUUCGCGAGAUGAUGUCCGGCAAACAGCCGGAGUCGAAUGGUUUCGGACCAAGCGCUAGGCGUCGUGCGGUCCCUGGAGCCGAGGCGACCGAGGCCAGUGUGCCUGGUGCAGCACCAGGUGGAGGUGUCGCUCUUACUGGCGAGGGAGAUGAAAACCUCAGCAAAGCGGCUUUGAAGAACAAGAAGAAGAGGGAGGCAAAGAAAGCCAAGGACGCCGAAGCCAAAGCGUCCAGUCUAGCGCCGACCGAGAACGGUGCGAGUAGUGCUCCUACGCUCAAUCGUAGUCCCGAGCGCAGGGACCGGCCUAGGAGUCAAUCAAAGGCUGGCUACGAGUCGCCACAGCCACCAUCGCGGAAACGUGAUGGUAGCCGACAGCGUGGCCCACGUCUCGACACUCAAGCUCAGCCACCCAACCCGUUCGCCAACGGCCGACCGGGCACAAGCAGUGGCAAGGCAACGCCAGCACCCGUAGCCGCUCCCACGCCUCCACCACCGGCUCCAGAUCUCACUGUUACCAGCCCGGGCACUGGCUCACCUGAGGAUAAGAAGGUCCGUUCACUGCUCAAGAAGCUGCGGGCUAUUGACGAUCUGAAGAUGAGGCAGGCGGGUGGAGAGAAAUUGGAGGGUACGCAGGUACUGAAGAUCGGGACCGAGGAGUCGGUCAGGAAGGAGAUUACUGCGUUGGGUUAUACAGGGGACUAG